Molecule: messenger RNA, 9192 nt
Organism: Dreissena polymorpha
Lineage: Eukaryota; Metazoa; Mollusca; Bivalvia; Myida; Dreissenidae
Exons: 6
Coding region: 418-5973 (1851 amino acids)
Biological process (GO): protein phosphorylation
Cellular component (GO): cytoplasm
Molecular function (GO): ATP binding; protein serine/threonine kinase activity
Source: RefSeq, a predicted model, not a curated record
AUCGAACACGGUGUUGAGUUUGUAUUGAUUUUAAUUUGAAACCUAAAUGUGUAUCAGUCGUCUGCCUUUAAAACUUACGUAUGGUUCAAAAGGAAUAUUUUGUGAAAUAAUUUGUUUUAAAUUAACAUGAUCAUUGAUUAUAAGUCAAAACUGAGGAACAGAAAAUGUAAAAAAAUCGAGCCUUCAGAAAUCAACAUGAUCAACUAUUCAUCGAGAAAACUAAAGCAUCGAUAAUUAUGCAAAGGGGUGUAAUUGAGCCGCAUUGAAUUUGUGAUUCGUUCAAUUCGGCUUUGUGGCAUUAACGGAAUUUUAGUAUUUCAUGUUUAAACCGAAAUUCAACGCUGGCUUUUAAAUAGAGCACACCGGAGCCGUUACGCGGGGCGCUACACGAUGGGUUCGAGUUUCUGAGAUGCGCAGAUGGCAUUCAUUGACGGGGGAAAUCUCGGAGUCAUUUUGUCUGUCCUCACCGUCGCUGGGUUCGUCCUAAACGUUGUGUCCAUCGCAAUCAAAGUGUGCAAGGAUUUCUCUAACCCGAAACUUUGGAAAUACUCUUUACUGUGCCAAAAUGUAGCGAACUGCUUCGUAUCAUCAGGUCUUGGAUUGUUUCUUAUUAAUCUGCAAGUUGGCGCGUCUGUUCUGUGCAACGCCACUGGAUUUUUUCUUCUGUUUGGAAUAUUUCAGUGUUCUCUCUCCUAUUUGACGACGGGCAUCAUUCUCUUGUCCGUCCAGAACCCUGGAAAAGCGUCUUCCCUGUCCACGUUCCAUCGGUCCGUGGUUGCAGCUAUCGUAGUACCGGAAGUUCUGGUCGGCGCCGUUAUUUCUUUCCUACCGUACGUCUCAAAGUCCUUGUUCGAUACCAGCAUCGACUUUGACGUGGCAUGUUUCCCAAUUAGGGAUCACGGGCAACAAGGGGAGGCGUUCGGAACGCUACUUGUGACAAUCUGGUGGAUUAUUCUUGCGGCCACAGCCGUGUGUGAUACAAUCACAGUGCUCAAACUCUGGAAGUUUAACAACCGUGUGAACUCCGCGCAAAAUAACGUGUGGCAAACACAGCUGAUCAUACAGGGGAAAACAUUAAUUAAGAUUUCUCUGAUAGAGCACGCAAUAUUUGCCUCGGUCGUUCUACUGAUAACUCUAUCCGUAUACGCAGACCAGAAUUUAUUUGAAGACAAUAAAACAUGGAUCGUGAUGACGUCACUAGCCGUAUCGGCGCUAUUCCACGGGGUCUUUUCUAACGUGAGUGACGUUAUGUGGACGGCGUGCUGCUGUCGGGACGCCGGGGCGGUGAAGGAGCCCCAGCGGAAGUUGAAGAAGUUGGAGCUGAUGAAGAUAGAGGGUCCGGGCCGCCUGCGGAUGAAGGCCACGUGGACAGUGGGCAAACACGCCACCAAGCGGGGCAUGAUGAAGGUAUACGGAACUCAGACCCUGCGCGCUUGGGCCCAGGAGAUCGUGAUGCUGGGCAUGUUGAGGCGCACCCAACAUCCGAGCCUCGUGCAGUGCCUGUGGACCAGCAGCUCGAACCCUUACUACGAAACCAUGACGCUGAUCUCCGGGGAUAUAGUCACCAGCGACUCCAGAAUUAUUUGCCUCGAGAUGACCAAUGGCGGGACACUACAUGACUUCCUUCAGAAGUGCGAACUUCCGCUUCCGGAGCCCUGUCAGCGCAUGAUCGUGCAUGACAUAGCGGAAGGACUCUUCUACCUCCACCACGAAAACAUAUUACACAACAAUCUCACUUCCGCUUGCGUUUACCUCAAAGGAUCGUUGCAGAGCAUGGUGCUGCGAGCGGCUGUCGGUGACUUCGAGGAGGCCCAGAUCUAUGGCACCCUUCAGCAGAGUCUUGACACCUCCACCCGCGACAAAAAGUACUUCUUCCUGCCUGACGUCCGCUCCUUCGCGCUCAUUGCACUGGAAAUCCUCGGCAAGAUGUGCGAGAAGAAGUUCCAGAACCGCUACGUCAACUACAACUCAGAGCACGUGCCGCUGAAGCUCAACCUUGAAAACACGAUAUCUGACGAAGAUGAUGAGUUUGAAGCUCAGUAUUGCUACGAUGUUCAGGACACACGUCGUAUGUUUGAAGCCAUUCAUUCGGAUGAAGUUGAAGAUUCAGAGGAUGAGCCUGUCAACGAGACCAGUGAAUUCCAAGUGAGACGAAAAGCUAACGGAUCUUUGGAAAAUUUAAUGGACCACAGUAGGCCAAUGUCGCCUGUUUAUACGGGCAGGAAUUUAGGUACUCCAGAAAGUGUACAUAGGAUUGAUGAACAUAACAUGGAGAACGAAACAAUAUAUAAGACAAAUGACACAGUGUUUAUUUCUAAAUCUCCUAAGCAUGUAGAACAAGUCGCCGAACAGUCGCCAUCGAGAUGUAAGAGUCCUGAAGUGUUGAUUCCUGUGAAGCCAUCAAGCAAAAGCAAAAGUAGAAAAGCCCGAAAAGGCAUAAGUAAAUCAUCGGAAGAUAUUUUGAAUAAAGACCCAUUCGUUGCGCCUCAAAGAAAAUCUUUAUCCAGCAACGAGGUUUUACAAGAUAUUAAAACUGCUCGAUGCGUGUCACCCGAUCCUAUGAUGGAUGAACGACUCCAAGAACUUAGAAACGAGGCAAAGUCUGGUAUCAAAGAAGGCAAAAAGGAACGGAAAUUCUCAUUCCGUAGGAAGAAAAGUGAGGAAAAUGUUUUGCAAAAAGAAGCUUUUGUAAAAACAAGCGAAGAGCUUGACGCAAAGCGUAAAGAUGGCAAAUGGUUAUCUAAGCCUUCUUCAAUUCUGAAAUCAAUCACUGGCAAUGACACGGCAGUGUCAGUGUUCAAAGCCAAAAUAAAUGAUGAUGAAAACCAUUUAGAUGCCAUUGAAGAAGAGGAAAUACUUGGAAGUGUUGUAAAUAAGCCAAAAACUACCCAGAUCUGGGAAAAACAAAAGGCUGAAGUUUGGGAUAUAAUUGAUGAACAAUAUUAUUCUCAGGUACACAAAAAGGUGACAAAUAAAUUAAAGAAGACAGUGUCAAGUGAGUCGCGCUCGAGUUUAUGGUCGUUUAUAUCAACUCCAGAAGAUAUGGAUGAUGACGACCUAGACGAUAUUUUGGAGUGCUUACCGGGUAUGACGGAACCAGAGGAAUUCCGAAAUAGCGCGGUCAAACUAGCGGAUAUUCUUGGGGAACGAGACAAAGCAGUUCGACAGGAACAAACCAAGAAACGGUUUUCGUUGACGGAUUUGAAUAAAUCUAAGUUUGAGUUGAUUGAUUAUUAUGAAAUGCUUAAAGCACGGCAGAUAACAAUACACGAUGUUCCAGAGGAAAAACGUGAAAUGUUGUUAAAUAUUGUCGAGCUAAAAAGAGAAGAGAAAUUGAAGCGUGAUGGUAAAACUGUCAGUAACUCUGUGUUAAAAAGUGAUGAAAUGUAUAGCGAUGGAAUGAGUCCAGGUGGGGCAAAAAUGGAUUCAUCGGGAAAAGUUAAAUUAGUCAGUUUCAGACAGAAUCAAAGUCAUUCUUCACCCCAAAGGACAGCUCCUUUGCAGCCGAUGAAAGAUCCGAGACUUGAUAGGGCUAGGUCAGCCCCUUUGAAGCGACCUAGAACACCCAUGCAUAAACCGCAGCUAGCUAAAACUGAACAGAAGCCUCCUGCAAUUACUGUUGCAAAACGAAACAAAGCGCGGGCCGCUUUAAAACGCGCACUGAACAAUAAAGGUGCUCAAAACUUCACUGAACGUGCCUCGAGCCGUGAACGUGAAAAGGAACGUGGUCAACAAGCUCCUGAUAUGUCAGUCAAAUACGCAACAAUACGUAAAAUAAAUGUAAAUGGUGCUGUAAAUGACAAUGACAAUAUCCCAGAAGAGACUAUUACUGUGCCUAUUCCAACCAGUGACAGUUUCUCAUUCACGCAUACAAAACCUUUGAUUAAAAAUGACAUAAAACGUUAUUCGAGUUUCAGUAGCAAUGAAAGUAGCACUGUCUCAAUAGUUCGGUCGAGAAACCUGGAUGUGUCCCUAACGAGUGGAGAGGUGUCGUCGUUGUCCUCCCAGGCUGAAAGUGAUCACUACGAAACGGAUAUUGAGACAGUUAACAAUGCACCUAAUAAGAACAAUAAACCAAUGGCCCACAAAGGCAAGAAGCCUUCCUCACGGGUCGAUAGUGGGUUUGACAGUGGCUCGAUGAGCAGUGAAAUGUCGGAUGCAUUUAUGAAUAAACAUAAACAUUUAAAUCCCCAGUCCUCAUUGAAUCAUAAUAAAGGAGUACUGAACUCGUGGGCUCGAAAUUAUAAGCCAAUAGACAGCCUACCAAGUUCACCGUACAAUUUCGGAAGUAAAUUUAUACCAACAAAUGAACAUUUGCCUUUAACAAACGAGCAAAACAGUUCGCAUGUGAUAGUUGUUGGUUCAAAGAACAGUGUUCAGAAUGAUAACAUGGAUAAAGCGAGCGUCGACAGCGGAUAUGUUCAUACGUCUCGCUCUAGGGAAAGAUCUUCACACGGCAAACAUCAUGAUCGUAAACACAACGUCUAUACUCAUGAUGACGUAAAGUCACUGCAGAUGUCACCUUACAACCGAACAAUGUCGCCGACAUCGCAACAAAAUCCAAAGCAAUUUUCGCGCCCUAUGUCCCCAUCACGACCUUUAUCUCCUCCGAACACGCUCGCCUCAACAUCGCGUAGACCGAUGUCGCCGGAAAUUCGACCAAUGUCGCCACAGACAUAUGGCCCGACAAUAUCUAAGCAAUCAAACGAACGCCCGAUGUCUCCAAAUGUUCGUUUGUCUGAAGGUCCCAAAUCACGGCCAAUGUCACCUUAUGCUCGGGUCAUGUCGCCGACAACAGAGCGGCCAUUUUCACCUGGAAGAAAAUUAAUAAAACCGCUGUCACCAUUGCCGAAGGUUCGAUCAAAGAGCAUGGAAUAUGUUGACAGACACGUAUCAAGAUCACCAGUUACCAAAAAACUUCACGAACACAAUGAGCCGAGAGUUCGGUCGCUGUCACCACCUCCAGUUAUCAAUAUUAAUGGAUCACAGACGUCUUUGAACGACUCAGUAUCCUCUAUCGCUUCACGCAGGUAUAGAGCACUCGUGAAACAAGGAGUUCCACUUCGAGAGUCGGUAAUAGACGUCAGUCCGACUAGACAAGCAAAUGAGGACAUGGAAUCAAGACCCGGCACCGCCGACAGUAUGGGGAGACCAUUUACUGCAGAGGAACUGUAUGAAAAUCUCGAAUCCAAAGGAUUCUUUGCGAACCGACCGCGGUCUAAGAGCCCAUUUAAGGGAACGAGCCCGUCAAGAAACAAAAGUCCUUCUAGGGAUACAAAGAAUGAAGCAAGCCCAAAACGGCGAGAAAACCGCAACCCAAAACAGCUGCCAUUAGAAGAACUCGUUCGAGAGAAACCGUCCGGUCCAAGCAAAAAGGCGACGGCCCAUCGUUCCGCGAGUAAGAAUCACCUGGCGGUAAGCGAGGAGGCGUAUCUCAACCAGCCAAUGACGUCAGAGGAAUCUGAAACAUGCAGCAUUAAGACUAACAAGAGCAACAACUCAAUCCCAGCUGGCGUAAAUCCGAAAGUAAUGGUUGAUGCCGAGCUUGUCAUUGAUAGAAUAUUUUCACAACAGCAUCCACACAAUUACGACAUGGAUGUUGAAGUAGAAAGGGCCUUAGGUUUGGACAAAGAUCCAUUCAAGUCGAUAAAUGAACUUUAUCUUAACGAUAAAGACCAAGGUGCGAUUGAUCUAGAGAAUGUCCCUUUGUUGAAUGGCAUGAACCAGAAACAUAUUCAUGGGUGCCUUGAGCUGGUGUCGGGCCUACACGUGAUCACCGUACGGGAUCUCCUGCCGGCCAACAAGGAAAGCUUUGAGGUGCUCAGGAGCAAGUUGCAACAGGUUGGGCAGCUCGGAACUGUAGGAAAUCAGUUGCUGGACGUGAUAGAACGCUGCUGGUUAAUGGACAUCCCGCCGUCGUCGGGAGAUCUCGUGGAACAGCUAACAGACCCAGUCACCGAGACGGAACUGUAGAUACACUGUCGUCGUCGGCAGAUCUAUUUGAGCAGCUAACAUAACAAAGGUCUAGAGACUGAACUGUAUAUACCCUGUCGUCGUAGGGAGAUCUCGUGGAACAGCUUACAUGACAAUAGUCUAGAGUUGGAACUGUACAUAACAUGUUGUCGUCGUCAGACGUCGUGGGGCAGCUUACAGACACAGUCGUCGAGAUGAAACUCUGGAAACAAUGUCGGCGUCGGGGCAUAUUCGAAAACAUAUUAAGCCGAUGUGAACCAGACUGAGUCUUUCAUGUGUACGAGACAUAACUGAAUCAAUGGAAGAGCUGGGUAUUCUGUCAUCGUCUUAAAAUGAAUAGGAAACUUAGAUAACAAGCAGCCUGUGAGAGAUGUUAAAUCGAGUUUUUACCCCUCGGUACUUCCUGUCGGCGUCGGGUAUUGUAUAUAUCGUUAAAUAGGUAACUGUUGAUGAACAUUAGUGAUAGGGUCAUUUGUAAAUCAGUUGGAGCGUUGUGAAAUAGUUACACAUUCCGUAUUGUGUGAGAUGUGUGCGCGUUCUCAUGUUAUUCUUGGGUAUUCCUGUCAACGUCACCUGGAAAAAAAGACGCGGGUAAGCAAUCUUCUGACCAAGUGAUCGAAACACGAUUUAACCAAAGGGAUUUGUAUUCUAAAUGUCGUUACGGUUGCUGAACAUUUUUCUCAGCGACUAUGAGUUGUUUCCGUCCAAGCUAAUUCUGCCCAAGCGGUAGUAAGGGAGUUGUAUUUAGAAGCAAUGGAUACCCCUUGACGCAAGUGCUUCACAAAAAUGAUCUAGGUCACAGACUGCGCAUAUCAAUAAAUAAAAUGUCGAUGCAAUUAUAUGUUUCUACAGAUUGUAGAACAACAUAUUUUUCUUCGAUAAGUAGUAGCUUAAGUUGGGUACAGGGACAAGUUCAGAAAUGUUGGGGUUUUAAUGCAUUUAAUGUUUAUCAAGAUUUGUUGUUGAAUUUGUAUCACCAGUUGUGAUGUAUAUGCGUGCCAAAGUUGGUAAGUAGAUUUUGGACCUAUAAGAACGUGGUAUCUUUUGGCUGAAAUAUGUUUAUACGAUGUAUAUACUUGUAAAUAAGAAAUGUAUAUUGUAAAAUGUGAAGUGCUUUCAUUUCUAUGUGAGCCGCAUUCAUGGAAAACCGGGCUUAAUGCAGGUGUGCAAGUGUCGUUCCCGAAAAGCCUUUGCUGUCUGCAUAGGCUUAUCAGGGAAGAAAAUUUCCGCUUUCAUUGUAAUUUGUUUGAUUGAAAUACGUCUCUUGUAAACCUCAAUCAAGUCUAGGUGGAUUGUGUCGUCCCUUAUUAGCCUGUGCGGACUACAGGGGCUAAUCUGAGGCGACACUUUACGCAAAUGUAUUAAACCCGGUUUUCCCAUACCACGGUCGCAAUGCGUGAUCAAAAUCACACAUCUCUUUGCUGUAUUGGUUAUCAUAUAACAUGUACCUGUAAUGUGGUGUUUCCGUCCAUCAUCAUCCAAUUAACUGAAUCGGCAUAGUUCAUUCAAUCGGAGUUUUGUUAUAUUUACCGUUAUCGUAAAAUUUGCAUAAAGUUUGGCAUACCUUCAUUAAAAAAACUAAAGUACGAGAAAAAAUGUCUAAAAUACACAGGAACACAAAUACAUGUUAUGUUGUUUAUUGAAUUGUACAAACAAUAUAUAUAACAUAACCCCUAAUUGCAUGCGGACGAAUGGUUGAUCAUAUAUAUUUCUAGAGCGGUUGAAAGCGAACUGUUUAAAAAAGAAUUUGAAAUACAUGAAAGGCGUCAUUAUUAAUACAUUUCUGAUAAUUUGUGAAUAACGUCACAAUUUGCAUUUAAUACAUAAUAAUUAACUGAAGCAAUUAAUGGCUUGUAUAUUUGCUAAUUCAUUCCAAAUCCAAAAUGUUGUAUACUGAUGAAGUUCGAUUACUUAUAGUACAUUUGUUGUGUUCUUUUGUAGCUAUUACGUGUAGAUACCUUUGUUGACCUGCCGCGCUCUGUGAAAACGGGGCUAAAUGCAUGUAUAUAAAGUUUGAUACCAGAUUAGCAUGUACAGUCCGCACGGGCUUAUUAGAGAUGGCACUUUCCGCUUUUAUUGAAAACAUGUUUCAAGAAAGUCUCCUUAUACCAAAAAAUCCACUUGAAAUGUAAACAGUCGUGCCUGAUAAGCCUGUGCGGACUGCACGGUCUGAUCUAUGGCAACACUUUACGCACAUGCAUUAAGCCAACUUUUCCCAGGAUGAAGCUAUAUAUAAUUGAGUCGCGUUCUAAGAAAACGGGGCUUAAUGCAUAUGCGUAAAGUGUCAGCCCAGAUUAGCCUGUGCAGUCCGCAAAGGCUAAUCAGGGACGACACUGUACGCCUUAACUGGAUUUUCGUGUAGAAGAGACUUCCCUUAAACAAAAAUACCAUAAAAGCGGAAAGUGUCGUCCCUGAUUAGCCUGUGCGGACUGCACAGGCUAAUCUGUGAUGAUACUUUACGCACAUGCAUUAAGCCCCGAUUUUUCAGAACGUGUAUUAUAUAUAUUGCAUUCAAACGUGGAUUGUGUCAGCAUUUAGUUAAUUAUCUUCCAUGUAAAUGUAUGCCAGUAUUGACACGUUUGUUACAUUUGACAUAUCAUGUAAAAUGUAUUAUUAAAUGGACGUAUUUCUUUAAAGUUGACACAUAAAUAGCCAAUCGAUGUAAUAGUUUAAAUAAAUGAAGACAUAUAUGAAUGACGUACUUAUAUAAGUUACAAUAUUUUUAUACGUACGGUAAUCUUAAGUGUGCCUGUAUAUGAAAUAGAAGUUCAACAUAACAAAUAUUAACAUACAUGCACUAUGUACCUAAUCUUUAGGCCAAAUGAUUCACAUGUCCAUGUUUGUGUUUAUUGUGUUUCUGAGACUUUAAGAUUUUGUCCACGUUUGUGGUCUCCAAUACCUUUCUAAUUGGCCUAUUAAAAGUUACAAUCCACUUUUAUAUUCUUAUACAGAUACUGUAUGAUUUUGAAUAUUCGUGUAAUUAAAACAUUUCAUACAAUCCAAUUUUUGAGAAAAAUAAGUGAACACAAUGUUGAAAAACAUUCUUUGAGUUAAUUGUUCACAAGGAGUUUUCACACCUGUUAUAAAUUGUUAUAUUUGUUUUCAUUAUUAUAGUUUAUCAAAGUUUAAUACUGCUGACUUGAGCAUGUGCUUAUCUCCAAGCAAUUCUGUGAUCGACGGAUAUUUUUGAAAUGCAUGUUUAAAUAAACUAAGAACAAA